Aphanomyces invadans is the source of this 462-nucleotide messenger RNA. RefSeq lists its product as hypothetical. Lineage: Eukaryota; Oomycota; Saprolegniomycetes; Saprolegniales; Verrucalvaceae. The coding region runs from base 1 to 462 and encodes 153 amino acids. The transcript has a single exon. The record is from RefSeq and is a predicted model, not a curated record.
AUGGAUAAGUGGACGGCAGUAGCGCAUGCUCUUGCGUCGUCCGACAAGUUUGGUCGUCCUGACUUUGACGGCAAGAAAGCGAGCAACAUGUUCAGCGCUCUUAUCGAAGCUCAUAUGAAGAAAAACAACGAGUCUGCGCGUGCGUCAGGUGUCGCAGAGGAUAUGACCGAGAAGGAUGCCCUCAUGGACGACCUCAUCGCCGCGUACGAUGACGAUAAGGAAGAAGAAGCACGACGUGCCAUCGAGUCCAAGCAAGCUUUGGAACAGAACGGAAGCAUGGGAGCGUUUGCUCGUGAAGAGGCCAUGACCUCGUUGGGGAAACGCAAAAACGGUGACGAUGACAGUUGUGGAAGUCCAAGGCCGAGCUCAAUUUUCAACGGGAAAAGUUUCAUCGUGAAAUGGAAGAACGUGAAAAGGACAGAAUGGUACUUGGAGAGCACCAACAACAUGAGUCAACAUUGA